AUGAGUCUCAAACAAGCCUGCAUCUUUCUCAGAGGAGGAUCAAGGAGACAAGUAAGUCAAGCUCUUACACAGGAUGAGAUUGAAGAAUUACGUGAAGCUUUUGUCGAGUUUGAUAAAGACAAGGAUGGUUUCAUCAGCUGUAAAGAUUUGGGGAACCUGAUGCGGACCAUGGGUUACAUGCCAACUGAAAUGGAGCUGAUAGAACUGGGCCAGAAUAUCAACAUGAAUUUGGGGGGACGAGUGGACUUUGAGGAUUUUGUGGAACUAAUGACCCCCAAGCUUGUAGCUGAAACUGCAGGGAUGAUUGGGUUGAAGGAACUUAAAGAGGCAUUCAGAGAGUUUGAUAUAGAUGGUGAUGGCUCAAUUACAUCUGAUGAGCUGAGAAAUGCCAUGGUGAAGUUAUUGGGUGAACAAACCAGCAAAAAUGAAAUUGAUGCAGUGGUCAGAGAAGUUGACAACAAUGGAGAUGGAACAGUUGACUUUGAGGAGUUUGUAAAAAUGAUGUCGCAGAAAUGA
Molecule: messenger RNA, 516 nt
Organism: Scomber japonicus (chub mackerel)
Lineage: Eukaryota; Metazoa; Chordata; Actinopteri; Scombriformes; Scombridae
Gene: cabp5b
Product: calcium binding protein 5b
Exons: 6
Coding region: 1-516 (171 amino acids)
Molecular function (GO): calcium ion binding
Source: RefSeq, a predicted model, not a curated record